AUGCCACCCAGAAUCAUCCUCAUCACCGGAGCAAACUCUGGAGUGGGAUAUGCCACAUGCAAGGUCAUCGCAUCAGCAUCCAAAGAUUUCCAUGUCAUCAUGGCAGCUCGCAGCCUCGACAAAGUAAACGCAGCGAAGUCAGAGAUAGAAGCAAUCGGAAUUCAAGGACAGCUGUCCACAGUGCAUCUUGACAUCACAGACCAAAAGUCCGUCGACAAAGCAGUAUCCUUCGUCGGAUCUACUUUCGGACAUUUGGACGUCCUAGUCAGCAAUGCAGCAAUCGCAGGUCUCGGCCUUCCAGAUUUUAGAUCUCGUAUCCAAGCGGUCAUGAACACCAACGUUGUCGGUACAGCAGCAACCGCCGAGUCUUUCCGACCUUUACUCUUGAAAUCGCCGAAGCCGUACUCAAUUUACGUCUCGAGCGGACUUGGAUCCAUGACUCUUGCCACUGAUCCGAACAACCCGUUGCAUAAAGGACUUCCUGGCGCGGGAGCUUACCGUGCAAGCAAGUCGGCGCUCGAUAUGAUUGUUCUGCAGGAGCAUUAUGAUUUUGGUGAAACGAGUGCGCUGAAAACAUUUGCUUAUUGCCCCGGCUUCGUGAGAUCGAAUCUUCGGGGUACAAGCGAGGAGGCUAUAAGUGGUGGAGGAGCAGCUGGUGAUCCGGAGGUUGCUGGGAAGGGUAUCUUAGGUAUCAUUCAGGGUGAGAGGGAUCAUGAGGCGGGGAAAUUUGUCAAUUCUGAGGGUGGUGUGUAUGGCUGGUAG
Molecule: messenger RNA, 762 nt
Organism: Cadophora gregata
Lineage: Eukaryota; Fungi; Ascomycota; Leotiomycetes; Helotiales; Ploettnerulaceae
Exons: 2
Coding region: 1-762 (253 amino acids)
Source: RefSeq, a predicted model, not a curated record